Phoenix dactylifera (date palm) is the source of this 2493-nucleotide messenger RNA. Lineage: Eukaryota; Viridiplantae; Streptophyta; Magnoliopsida; Arecales; Arecaceae. The record is from RefSeq and is a predicted model, not a curated record.
AGAAAAAUGCAUAAACGCCAAAUUGAGACCCUACUCCAGUUAGCUUGUGUUUAGAUCUCAUACAAUUUCUCCCAACUAUAUUUGAGCCAAACAAGAGAAGUCCAAAAUUGAUCCAAGUUCUUGAACUUAUACCACCUCAUCCAAAUCGCCUAGAAAAGAAAUCAGAGCCAAACCCAAAUUCAUCAAAUAAUAGAUGGGGAUGAAUCUGAAACGCAAAUCAAAAAUUUGUCCAAAAGAAAUCGCAAAAUCGAUUCGUGUCCAAUCUUAAUCAAGUUGAGACCAGACCCAACUGCAUCCCUUGUUGAUGAUGAUGAUGAUUUUUUUUUUUUUUUUUUUGCCAGAGCGAAUGACUCAUACACAUGGACACACCAAAAAACUGCAUCCCUUGUUUUCCCCAACUAUAUUUUCCAAGCGGACUCAACCUCCUUUGCCAUAUCUUCAUUCCCCAAGGCUUCUGCUCUCAUCCUAGUUGGCUCCUAGCUGGCUUUUCUUGUCACCCAAGUCUCUCUCUCUCUCUAAAAUAAAGUGAUGACCUCUUUUGUCCUUUUUGCAACAUUACCAAUCUCAUGCCAUUGAAUCCCCCUCUCGGACCUCACCUUAUCCCUCUUCAUUUGUCCAGCUCAAUACUUCUUUCCUUUCAAUUUCCCCUCCCCCCUGCAUUCCUAAUCUCCUCUGAUCUCUUUCUCACUUCAUCUCUGCCUUUAUGUCAGCACUCCAAAAGACCUUCCUCAGAUCUCCAAGACCACAAAUCUUGUCUUAAGAUCCCAUCACCACCAUUUCAAUCCAUCUUAUCUUGGUCUUCUUUUCCUCCAUUAGAACCAAUUCUCUUUCCCCAUCCCCACCUCCAAUGGAUCCAACUCUUAGGCCUCCCCUCACAACCCCACCCCCACCCUCCACCUCCUCCUCAUACACCAGCUUCCCCAUCUUGGCCAUCACCAUCCUUGGCAUCCUCACCACCGCCAUCCUCCUCGUCAGCUACUACAUCUUCGCCAUCAAGUGCCGCCUCAACUUGCGCCGCGCCGACCUCAUCCGCCGCCUCUACUUCGCCCGGUCCCGACGCCGCCGCCACCACAUGCCUCCGAUCAUCAGCACCACCACCGCCACGGAGUUUCGCGGCCUCGACCCAGCCACCAUCCGCUCCAUCCCCAUCAUCAAAUUCACAAAGGCCGGCGGCGACACCGAAGCCGACCGGCGGCGGACCUCCUUCAACGAGUGCGCCGUGUGCUUGAAUGAGUUCCAGGAGGAGGAGAAGCUCAGGCUCCUCCCCAGCUGCUCCCAUGCCUUCCACAUUGACUGCAUCGAUAUCUGGCUCCAGUUCAAUGCCAACUGCCCACUGUGUAGGUCAGACAUCACCGGCCCGUUACCAAUUCCAGCCGAACAAUUCAUGCUCCAACCUCCUGAUCAACAGCUGAAUGGAAGCGUAGUUAUAGAAGUGAGAGGAGACGAGAGUGGUGCUCAGACUCCAAGAAUGGAAGCUCCUAAUCCUUCGCCGAGGUCCGGGCAUGGGAAAAAGGGGAGGAAGCUCCACAAAGUGGGGAGCAUGGGCGAUGAGUGCAUUAAUGUGAGGGAGAAGGAUGAGCAGUUCUGUGUUCAGCCCAUAAGGAGGUCAUUCUCCAUGGAUUCCUCCAAUGAUAGGCAGCUCUAUCUUUCAGUCCAGGAGUUACUGAGACACAAUCCGCAUUGUUUUCAAGAGGCAGGAGGGAGUGGAGAAGAAGCGAGCAGCAGCGGUGGUGGUUGCGCCGGGAGCAGCAGAGUCCGGCGGUCGUUCUUCUCAUUCGGAUACCGGAGCUCAAGAAGUGCCAUUAUUCCAUUCCAUACCGAUCAAUGAUCUUUUUUCUUUUAUUAAUAUGCAAGAGACAUCAGCUGCUGCUGCUGAUGCUUCUCUUUGUUCUUGUUCUUGUUCUUGUUCUUGGUUGGACGGUGGAUGUUAAAACUGGUGGAAGAGUAUGGAAAAGCUUUUGUGGUACAAAGAUAGGGGUUGAUUAGGGAGUGUAAAUGAGGUUGGGCGGCUUCAUCGUGAGAAGUGCUGCUGUUUUGUUUCUCUGAUAAGAGGCACCAUCGCUGUAAUCAUGGAAGGUGUUCGAGUUCUAAGCUGUCCUUUCAGCACUUUUCUUUUGACUGUUUGUGUGUGUGCGCCAGUUGCCAUGUCGAUAUUAUUUUGGACUCUCGCGAGUCGCAAGGAAAAGCAAAUGGCGGUGCGAAGUAACGUGGAGCCCUGUUGGGAUGGCAGGAUGGUGUGUCGGCUCGUAACUCCAGCUUGUGGCAAUUUUGCUCCAGAGAUGAGAGAAUGAAGCAGAGGCAGUAGGGUUAGAAUUUGUCAUCUCUCAUUUUUUAGAAUAAGAUAAUUUCAUUUUGCAGGUGAUUUAUGUUUUUCUGAAAAAGCAAGGAUUGGAUUCGCUGUCAAUCUAAGCAAGAUGUUUCUUUGAUCAAAGGCCAUUAAAACCUAGAAGUCUUUGAAUUAUGGAAUUAAUGAUAACAUAUUGAUCGGUCUUA